Messenger RNA from Protopolystoma xenopodis, 180 nucleotides. Lineage: Eukaryota; Metazoa; Platyhelminthes; Monogenea; Polystomatidea; Polystomatidae. The record is from the annotation of a GenBank genome assembly.
CUGCGCCGAGACUGUCUCUUCUUUACGCAGGCUGGUGACGCACGGGAUCUGGAUGCUCCAUCAAACAUGGAUCCCUUUGAGCCACUGCCUUCACCGAAAUUUCUCGAUUUUGACCUCCCCGAUAGUCUGAAGAGUAGCAUCGAAGCCGCUUAUGAUUUUGCCAAAAAGGUGCGUCCCUAG